Molecule: messenger RNA, 2321 nt
Organism: Amyelois transitella
Lineage: Eukaryota; Metazoa; Arthropoda; Insecta; Lepidoptera; Pyralidae
Product: ATP-binding cassette sub-family G member 5
Exons: 13
Coding region: 93-2015 (640 amino acids)
Cellular component (GO): plasma membrane
Molecular function (GO): ATP binding; ATP hydrolysis activity
Source: RefSeq, a predicted model, not a curated record
GGGAGGGUGUGUCGCUCGGAAAUGUGUUUUAUUUAAUUUUUAUUUAUUUGUUCGUGAUUUAAGAGAAAUUUUGGUAAAGAUUAUAAUUAAAAAUGAUCGGCACUGAUUACACUUUGGAACUGUGCAAUGUGUUUCACUCUGGACAAGUGGAACCUGGCAGCUUCUUCCAGCGAAUGACAGGAGCUGUGAAGACAGGAGUCAUCCUCAAAGAUGUCUCCUUUACAACUCACAGCGGGGAAGUCACGGCUAUUUUAGGGUCUAAAGGUAGCGGAAAACGCGCCCUUCUCGACGUCAUCGCUCGCAGGGUCCCUUCCAAAGGCCACAUCGUCCUGGAAGGCGUACCUUUAGAGGAAGAGCAGUUCAACAACACAUGUGCUCUGGUGCGGCACUCCACGCGGCUGCUGCCUGGUCUUACUGUGCAGCAGACCUUAGCCUUGUCGCUCACUAAACUUUCAGGUUACCUGAAAUCAUCUAAAGUGAAGCAGGUUAUGGCAGAUUUGGCGCUUUCGCAAGUCGCCAAUAAGGACGUCACAAAUCUCACUAAGAGCGAAUACAGAAGGCUGGUCAUAGGGACACAUCUGAUACGUGAUCCAAUAAUCCUGCUCCUGGACGAACCGACGUGGGACCUGGACCCCCUGAACACGUACCUGGUAAUCUCAAUCCUCUCGAACGCCGCUAAGAAAUAUGGCACUGCGAUCAUACUCACCAUGGAGAAGCCAAGAUCUGAUGUAUUCCCGUUUCUGGAUCGCGUAGUGUAUCUAUGCCUUGGUGACGUGGUGUACGCCGGCCCCACCAGAAACCUGCUGGACUAUUUCAGCAGUAUUGGCUUCCCGUGCCCACAGCUCGAAAACCCAUUGAUGUAUUAUUUAUGCCUAUCAACAGUAGACCGUCGGUCCAGGGAACGUUUCAUAGAAUCAAACCACCAGAUAGCCUUGCUCGUGGAGAAGUUCAAGCUGGAAGGUCAGGGCAUCAUGCAAGGCAACCUGAACGAGCAUAGUCGGAUCGUGAACCCUAAUAAGAUCCAGCUUAACUACGGAAAGCCAGGAGGGUUUAGAGUUAUUUGGCUGUUGUACGUGAGGAUGUUGACAUCAAUAUUCAACUUCAAGAACAAUGGACUGAAACAAAUGUUCAUGAGAUUAUUUUCCCUGCCUAUUUAUUUCUUCAUACUGUGGUUAUUCUACAACGAAGCUAAGGAUUAUCAAAGGGCCUUUAUAACAAAAAGUGGAUUGAUUUUCAACGCGAUGGUCGGCACUUACUUCAUCAGCAUUAUGAACACCAUAUGUCUAUUUGGUCCGUACCGGACGAGGUAUUACCAGGAAUCUCAAGAAGGGCUGUACAGUGGAGCCAGUCUCCUACUAUCUUGGAACUUAGUGUCUCUACCAUUCUCCUUCAUCAGCGCAUUUGCUUCGGCAGCCGUCAUUUAUCCGAUCCUAGGGGACAUCACAGAAACCAUCGACUACUUGUACUUCGCCCUCGUGUUGUGGUCGUGCUACGUUUACACUGAACAACAGACGAUUGCCGUUAUGAUGUUCGUGAAGAACGGCCUUAUAGCCGCUAUAGUCAGCAUCUAUAUUACUUGUAUCUAUGUCAUGCUGGCGAGUGGCGUCCUCAGAUCAUACAAAGGCUUCGAGGACUGGCUCUUCUACAUCACUUACGUGACGCACACCCGCUACGCCUCCAUCUACCUCCACCGCAACGUCUUCCGGCAGCCCACCUUCAACGUCCUCCCCUACAGCGACCAAGAGAACUGCACAUCCAUCACCAGUCUAAUCCAAACCUCAUUUAGUCUCAACACGAAUUCGAACGCUAACUGUAGAUACGCCAGUGGCAAAGCCUUCCUAGCUGAAAGAUUUACGUCCAAAAAUUUCGCUGGAGAUAUGUACGCAGCGGGGGAUUUCAAUCCGGAAUUCAAUCUUGGCAUCUCCUUCGCGUUCUCCGUUGGUUUUAUAGUUUUAAACAAGUUCUUGUAUUUAAUGCCGCUACCGUCGUUCGUUACGGAUAAGUUCAGAGAGUAAUUGUUAAGAAGCUGAAGAUGAGGUACCGUCCAUUAUUUAUAGGGUCUAAUUAUUGUUUUAAGUAGGUAUUUACUAAUACUUAGUUGAUACAUUGCAAUGUAUGAAAAAUAUUUAUGAUUGUGUUUUGAGUUACAAUAAAAAUUAAUAACUUAGAUGAUGUAUUUUAUUUUCAAUUUUGAUCUAGUUUUAUUAUAAAGAGAAAAUGUUUUUGGUUUGUAAAGAAUUGACUUAACUCUACAGUCUACACCAUUUGAUAAAAUUUGGCAAUGAAAGGCAGAUUUAAAGAAGUAACAUAAGCUAAUUUUA